AUGGCCGCGGCCAGCGGGAUGGCGUACAAACCAUGCCUGGGGCCCGGGAUGGCCCUGGCCAGGCAUUGCGGAUCGUCCACUCUCAGCGCCGUCGACGGGGAGAAGCUCCAAGUCGACGACGGAAUGAGGAUGCCGGUGUCGCUCGUCGACGUACAGCUGGAGGACAAGAGCGGCGCGGCGCUGCUGGGGAAGGCAGAUGCCUUCCGCGCGGAGCGCGGGGCGUGGUCGGUCAUCCUGUCCAGCAGCAAGCCGGGCACCGCAUCUCUCGCGCCCCCUGGGAGCAUCCGUGAGAAGGGCUCCAAGGAGGCCUGGGUGGCGCCCGUGCGACUGGAGAAGGUGGUGCGCGACGGCAGAGAGCAGAGCGGCGUGUUUGCCACGAGGGAGUUUCUGCCUGGCGACUGCAUCUUUGUCGAGGCCCCCAUCCUCGCGAUCGAGGAGGUCGGCGAUGUCGACCAGGACAUGAAGGGCCUCAAGAUCAACAAGGCCCACCGGCUGGCGGUGCAGCAGUUCCUGGCGCUGCCGGACCAGCGGAAGGGGGCCGCGCUCUCGCUCUUCUGCCCCGACAGGAUGCUGGUUACUCUUGGCGACGGUCAGAAACAAUGGUCAGAACCUCUGAGCAAGGAGACUUUCUUCGACCAGCUUCCCAAGGUCGGCAUUCAGGUUGGCGAUGACGAGGAUGACAAGGCCGUCGUGUGGCGAUUCAUCAGAAUAUGGGAGUCCAGCAACAUGGCCGUCGCUGCUGGCACUGCCAUCUUCGUGGGGGCAGGGGCGGACCUCCGGUCCCGCUCCCGCCCGGGAGUCCUCUGCGCCGGCUUUGGCGCGUGA
This is a messenger RNA of Prorocentrum cordatum, 825 nucleotides long. The record is from the annotation of a GenBank genome assembly. Lineage: Eukaryota; Dinophyceae; Prorocentrales; Prorocentraceae.